This is a messenger RNA of Westerdykella ornata, 1677 nucleotides long. Its product is annotated as AMPKBI-domain-containing protein. Gene Ontology annotation, cellular component: cytoplasm; nucleotide-activated protein kinase complex; nucleus. Gene Ontology annotation, biological process: signal transduction. Bases 1 to 1677 code for a protein of 558 amino acids. Lineage: Eukaryota; Fungi; Ascomycota; Dothideomycetes; Pleosporales; Sporormiaceae. The transcript has 3 exons. Gene Ontology annotation, molecular function: protein kinase binding. The record is from RefSeq and is a predicted model, not a curated record.
AUGCUGAUAGAUGGAACCGCGUCCCUCGCCAUCCGUGCCCACGCGCAGCAUCUUUUGAUGGGAAACCAGCCGAGCAGCUCGAGCUCUGGCGGGCAAGGCGGGCAAGGCGGGCACCACCACCGAUCCAGUCACAGCAGCCACAGCAGCCACCACCACCACCACCACCCUCACCACUAUCCCCAACACCACCAAAAUGUGGCCCUCCCCAACCCCAUCCAGGACCUAAAGUCCCUCCGCCGCGAGUCUGUCCACGGCCUCACCGUCAAGGGCACUGCCGUCCCGCCCUGCGCCUCGCUGGAGAGCGCCCGCCCCGAGGUCACCACCCCCGCUCCAAGCUCCACGGAUAUCGUCUCCAACGUCGCUAGCACCCUCCGCGCCGCCCACGAUAACACCACCACAGCCACUCUCGCCGACGACAAGAUGGGCAAUGAGCAGAGUCGUCACCGCCAGGGCCGCGACGGCGCGUCGAGCAGGUCGAGAAGCGCGCCCUCGUCCGAGAAGCCCUCGCCGUCCCCGCAGCUGCAGUCGCAGCCUCCGCCCGUCGAGCCCGUCGACAUACCCACGGCGCCAGCUACGGCACCCAACGCCGACCAGAGAGGCGAUCCUCUCGACCCUCCACCUCCUGCAGAACCCGAUCCUCUGUUUGCCGAAGAGCGCGAGUACUUUGUGCCGCCACCGCAGUUUGUACGUCCCCCGCGCCUCCCGCUGCCUAUUGAGGAGGAACCGCACACGCCUGGCUCGCCCAUCAUCUCCCCCGACAGUGGCGCUCUGGAUGAUGACCAAGAAGUUUCUGGCCUGCCCCGCCGCGCCUCGGUGCUGAGUAGCACAACGGCAGACGACGACGAUCUGGGAGAUGAGGAAGAGCCGCAGACGAAACCGACAGUGCCUACACUUAUCGAGUGGGAAGGUCCAGGCAAGGCCGUAUAUGUCACAGGCACAUUCGUAGAUUGGAAUCGCAAGUUCAGGUUACGUCCAAAUGGCCCAAGCAAGAAGAAAGAUGUUCUCUCCACAAUCGUCAAUAUCGUCCCCGGAACCCAUCACAUCAUGUUCCUCGUCGAUGGAAACAUGAUCACCUCCGACAAGCUUCCGACAGCGGUAGACUACACAAACAUCCUCGUCAACUACCUCGAGGUGUCGUACGAUGAUGUCCCACAACAGGCCACGGGCGCAAAGGACGCAGCAGCAGUGGCAGUGCCUGCUGCGGGACCCGUGCAAGAACUCCGCGCCCCGCCAGGUGUCUACCCACCUCAAACCCUCCCGCCGACCCCUGAACUCGUACCUGUCCAGCAACCUGCACCGACGCAGCCAAAAUCUCCCGUAAUAGUGCCAACAGUAGGAAAAUACCAUUCGGUGAUUCCACGGUAUCUGCUCGACCUUGACGCGCCAGAAGACUCCUCUCGCUUCGCGCGAGCGAACGCCGUCACGAAUACGAAUAGUCCAGACAGCCCAAUCCCCCCACCGCCUACGCUACCCUUGUUCCUGAACAAGAGCAUCUUGAACGGCGCCACGCCGAUGAAGGAUGACAGCAGUGUGUUGAUCAUGCCGAAUCAUACCGUGUUGAACCAUUUGGCGACCAGUUCGAUCAAGGAUGGCAUUCUUGCGACGAGCGCAACGACAAGGUACAAGAAUAAGUUCCUCACCACUAUCAUGUAUAAACCAAAGGGCACGGAAGCCUGA